This is a messenger RNA of Vicia villosa (hairy vetch), 693 nucleotides long. RefSeq lists its product as uncharacterized. The coding region runs from base 1 to 693 and encodes 230 amino acids. The record is from RefSeq and is a predicted model, not a curated record. NCBI's taxonomy places the organism in Eukaryota, Viridiplantae, Streptophyta, Magnoliopsida, Fabales, Fabaceae. The transcript has a single exon.
AUGAGGUCGAAAGAAGACAAGGAUGUGGUGCUAAGGAAAGGACCUUAUACCAUCUUUAGGCAGCCAAUGUUCCUGCAGGAAUGGAGACCUUACUUUUCAUUGGAUAAAGAUGCUAUUAGAGUUAUGCCAUUAUGGGUUAUUUUCCCCCAAUUACCACUUGCAUUCUGGGGUGAGAGUAGUAUUGGUAAAGUGGCACGCGCUAUAGGUAGACCAAUUAUGACUGAUGAGUGCACUGCGAAGAAAUUACGCAUCACAUAUGCUCGUUUACUCAUUGAAGUUGACAUCACUGCAGAGCUUAAAGAAGCCAUCUAUAUUCGAGAUCCUCAAGGAAAUAGGAUGCGACAACAAGUUGAAUACGAGUGGAAGCCGGCUUUCUGUAGGAAAUGCAAAAGGGUUGGACAUGAUUGUGAGAAACUGAGUAAUAAGAAGGCCCCUGUGACACAAAAGUGGGUUCAGAAACACCCUGCAGAUGGAGAAAUUGUCAAUAGCAAGCCUAAGACAACAGAUGAAGGUAGUGUACAGAAUAAAGCUGAGGACGAUUGGAAAAUAGUUGCCUCUAAUAGUAGGAAUGCUACAAUUAAAGGUAAAGCUGUCAGAAUUGAAACAGUUGGGAACACUGAAGAGUUAAUUGGCUGCAGCAACGGUUUUGACAUCCUUGGGAUGGAGGAUGGCAAAAUGGUGGAUGCUACAUGA